GAUGAACCUUAUUAUUAAUCAAGAAGCAAUCAUGUCAACUCUCGAAAUGUUUCUUUUUUUCACCAUGUCCCAAACUUCUUCUCCAAUCAUUGACGGCAAUUCACGUCCGAUGGUUACAUCUACAUCUUGGUUGGGUAUCACUCGCUAUCAUAUCAUCUGCUAUUUACCCCUGUAGUGAUACGCUACUUCAUCCUCUCGGGCGACUUCGCUCGGCUUCUCCACAAACUGACACAUCUAACUCACCAAUCAAAAUGACAAUUAAUCUAUGAAUCCGAAUCUCAGAUUCUCCUCCUAGACUUCCGAAUCAACCAUGGAAUGUAUCUCCUGUCAUAUUUUUGAACAACACAUCAAGAAGAUCACCAUCACCAGCAGCAAGAUCAGUUGUGCGUGCAGCGAGCUUGAUUCCAGAUUCCAACUUGAUCUCCGUGGGAAAUUGUGAAUCAAUAUUCCAAAAUCGCUUUCACAUCCACCGAUGUAUCUUCCUAAGAACUCUUUGAGAUGGAGACGAUAACAAUACCUUCUCCAUCGGCAUUUCUUUCCUCUCCUGUUCUCAAGCCAGCACCAGAACCACCUCCACCACCCAAAAAACGGAAGCAAUCUACUUCCAAGCCAUCCGCUGCUCAAUCUGCAAAGAAAGAACAUAGUAUCAACAAACCUAAGCAAUCGAAAAGUCGGAAUGGUUGCAUAACUUGCAAAGCAAAACGAUUAAAAUGCGAUGAAACAAAACCUUCUUGUCAGCAAUGUCACAAGAGGGGCGUUUCCUGUGGAGGAUAUAAGAAAGACUUCAAAUGGAGGCCAUUCGAGGAGGCUACGUUUACAAACAAACCACCACCGCCACCGGCCGCUAAAAAAAGAGGUUCAAUAGCACUGGACAAAGCCCCGGAUCACUCUACAGCUGCAAGUCCAGGGGCUUCUGAUGGAACGGCUUCUACCCCCGGUGGAGAGGAUACGCAGAUGCAAGACUCGUUUUUCAAUGCCGCAGUGCCUUCUCCGUCUACCUUUGAUGUCUCGACUUCACUUCCGGAGCUUCAUUCGGGAUUUUCUCCUAUGUUUGAUAUGAGCACGCCUACUUUUGGUCAGGAUGACUCUCAGCGUUCCCGGAUUGAGCCGGAUUCGGUCACAAGCAGUCUAAGUAGCAUGUUUGAAGACACUGGUCUAGUCACACCAACAAGAUCGAAUUUCUCUGGUCAGUCACCAAGAUUGGCAGAUCUAUUACAACCUGGGUCGGAUCUGAAUACAAGGCCACCAUCUAUCUCCAUGGCUUCGUCCAUUUCUAUGACAUCAGCAAUGAUGGGUAUGCCAAUGUCAAGCCCUAAUAUGACUCGAUUUCAAAUGACAAAUGAUUCAUCUCUUGAAGAUGAUAUUGAGGAAAUUAUUCGAGAGCCUCCCAUAUCUGAUGCUGAUAUGUGGUUGGCUAUGAGUCCCUUUCAACCUCAGUCAAGAUCUCCGAGUGUGUCUCCUAGGAGUUUUAGUCCAAUGUAUCGACAGCCAGAUGUGCCAGCCGGUAGUCCAGAGAUGCUAAUGCUUAGAUUUGAUAAGCAGACAUGUGGCAUUUUGUCUGUCAAAGAUGGUCCUACAGAGAAUCCAUGGAGAACAUUAGUUUGGCCUCUCGCACGGGAUUCCCCUGCAUUGUAUCAUGCUAUCGCAUCCAUGACCGCCUUUCAUACAUCCAAAGAGAAGCCCGCCCUUCGCGUCGACGGCAUGGAACAUAUGCGUCGUAGUAUUCGAUCUCUCGCGACAGGGAUUGAAAAAAUGCGCACCGAUACUGCACUCGCCACAACACUGGUCCUUGCAUUUGCUGAAUCUUGGGAUCAGCAUAUCUCAACUGGGAUCGAACAUCUCAGAGGUGCAAAAAUCUUGGUUAAUCAAGCACUCAUAAAGCACAAUAAGAGGAGUCUUGUGGGUGAUGAUCUGGCCAGAUUAAAAUUUCUUUGCAAUACUUGGGUUUACAUGGAUGUUAUUGCUAGGUUGACAUCGAUUGAUGAUGAAGAUUCUACAGAUUUUGAGAAUAUUCUUUCGCCGCUUAAUAAUCUCUCUACCAAUUCCUUUUCUUCUGCUUCUUCUUCUUCCGCCAACAUCACUCAAAUGUCAGAAAUCGACCCACUAAUGGGCAGCGCAGCAACACUAUUUCCUUUGAUUGGUCGCGCUGCAAAUCUGUGUCGCAAAGUGCAAAAAUCGAAAUCAAAUUCCAUAGCCAUAGUAUCACAAGCCAUGGAACUCAAGCAAGAAAUCGAGCAAUGGCAGCCUUCAACAGCAUUCUCAACUCCUGAAGAUCCGACUUCUGAAAUCCAACACGCCCUUCAAACCGCCGAAGCCUAUCGUUACGCUACUCUUCUUCAUUUACAUCAAGCUGUCCCUGAGAUCCCAUCUUUGACAUGUGCAGAACUUGCCAAAAAAGUCUUAGUUUUCCUAGCUACGGUACCGCUUAGCAGCCGCCUCGUUAUCGUUCAGAUAUAUCCACUCCUAGCCGCAGGCUGUGAAGCGAAGGAUGCCGAAGAUAGGGCUUGGGUUGACGAACGAUGGGCCAGUAUGGGAAGAAGGAUGUGGAUUGGGAAUAUCGAUCGAUGUUGGGAAGUCAUGCAAGAAGUGUGGAGAAGAAGAGACGAAGUUAUCAGGAAAAAAGAACAGGAAUUAAUGAGGAAGAAUGGUAGUAGAAUGGGAAUGUCCGGAAUGCAUGGCGGGCCUAGCGAUAAUAUGAGAAGGUUCGAGGAAGGAAUGGAGAAUGGGAUUGGUAAUGAAGAGAUUUCAUAUUCGGAUUUGUUGAAUCUCAAUGAAAUGGGAAUUAGGGGGCAGAGCAGAAGGGCUUCACCUGUGGGAAACAGACAGAGACACAGCAUUUCGGGGCCGUCUCAAGGAUCAUUUGGAGAGCUCAUGGCCCAGAGACAAGCCGCAGGUCUUAUUACGGAGGAGAUGGACCAGGAGCUGACGGUUAGAGGGAAGUUGCAUUGGGUGGGUGUCAUGAAGGAUUGGGAGUGGGAGAUCCUACUUGGCUAACCCACAAUUCUGCAACCAACUUCUCGUUCCAGCAGCGUCUGAUCUUCGGAAACCUUGCUGCCACUCGUCGUUUGCUUUACGCACAGCUCGCUUGUGUCUUUCCCGUCUAUCCUCCUCUUCCAAUGCAUUCUGCAUGAAGGCUUCGUAGGAAUCGGGAUGUGGGUGGUUGUUGGCUUGUUGGCUUCUGGAUGGUUGUUGAUAUGAAGUUACUUCGUUAAGAAGUGUAGAUGUGAUGGACCAAUUCGUCGCAGAGGAGUUGCGAUGACGAGGACAAUAACUAUUUUGUUCCAAAUUGGAUUGCUGGUAUUGUCGUUGAGGUUGGCGCGUUCGAGAGGAAGAUUGAUGACGCUUGUUGCUAUUUGAUGGGGUGUUCUGUCCUCUUUCUCUCCAUGAUGAUGAGGAGGAAGCCGAGGAUGAGGCAAUCUUUCUUUUGAUAUUGGAAAUCAUUGUAUGUGAAUGAAUAGGUGAGAUUGAGGGUGUGAGGUUAAGUAGCUGAUUUUGGUCUGGGAUAUUUUUAGGUCCGAUUUCUGUGAGGGGAUGUUUUGUACUCGGGUCCUAUGUGGCUUGACCUGUGAAUCGCAAUGUGAUUGAUGAGAGGGCGUGAAAAUGUAUCCUUUAGCGAGGCGUCUGGGUGGCUUUUUGGUGGUCGAGGAGAUAAAUGGCGUUUUAUUUGAUGCUUUUAGAAGCCGUGACUUUGUCAAUUGGUUUUCUCCUAUAUAGAUAUUGAUGUUGGAUUUAUAUGGUUGCUUUGGACCGAUGUUGAUGAAGUUUGAGAUGAGAUAUCAGAUUAACUUGAUAUUUACAUAUAUAGAAAGAAAUAUCAGCCAAGUA
This is a messenger RNA of Botrytis cinerea B05.10, 3825 nucleotides long. RefSeq lists its product as hypothetical. Bases 499 to 2994 code for a protein of 831 amino acids. Gene Ontology annotation, cellular component: nucleus. The record is from RefSeq and is a predicted model, not a curated record. Gene Ontology annotation, biological process: positive regulation of transcription by RNA polymerase II. Gene Ontology annotation, molecular function: transcription cis-regulatory region binding; zinc ion binding; DNA-binding transcription factor activity, RNA polymerase II-specific. The transcript has 4 exons. Lineage: Eukaryota; Fungi; Ascomycota; Leotiomycetes; Helotiales; Sclerotiniaceae.